GAUUUUGUUCUUCCUGUCUGGAUGAAAAUUUUUCCAUUGUUAUUUUAGGACGUGAUAGCGAGUUCUGGCCACUCCUUAAUUGUCUUCUUAUAUUAUUAAAACGUCUCAAGUCACGUAUCUGGCAGCACAUCAACAUCGGGAACCACGCUGACCUCUUCUGCUUGGUUGCACUACAUCCUGCCUAUCUUAACGAAGUCAAGAGAUUGCCUGGCUAUAACGGGAAAGAUGUUGAAAUAACUUAUGAAUGUACAGCUUCAUCUGGUCAAGGCCUUGCUUACAGGGAAGGUCAAACGCAAAGGUAUAUGUAUAAACGUUUCGUAUCUUUAUCAUUUAUAGACCUACCCUGGUUCCAGAGGUUUAUUUUUAUUAUUUUCAUUGCGAAGGCGAGAGGAAAAAUAAACCUCUGGUUGAAAGCGGCAAUAUAGACCUUUCCCCUUUUGGGUGAAAUUUUGAUCUAGACAAGUCUAGACAAAAAUUUUAUCACGGCUUGAAAGAACAUCACAAAAUUAGUAAUAUUCCGAAGUUUCGUUGCGAAAUGUUGUAAAAUGCGGAUAAUAUAGCCUUGCGAAGUUUGCCGUUUUUCAGUCAUUUUGUAUUACAAACGGGAAAUUGAUAAUCAGAUGAUCAAACUGCACUCAAGAGGAAACUAUUACGUUGUCUCAACAUUACGAACGUGCAGAUUAGGACGAGAGUAACAACAACUAAACUAAACUUAAUUGUUUUUGUUUGUGGAAACACCACGUAAAUUUAUUACUGCAAAGCUUUCGAUCCGUAAGCCCGGAUCUUCAGUUAUUUAAUUAAUUAACGUGCGCUCAAUGAAAGAACUACGUGAACUGCUUCAUCGCGAAUAAACGCUAUUGAUUGCUUACGCACUUUUUUGCUCACGCGCCGCUUGUAAUAUAACGACAUAUCUUGCAAAACAUUGCUGAAGAUGAAUCUGAUUUAGAUUCGAAAUAUACAGUUCAAGUUAAUAAAUUGUGUGUUAAUAUUACGCACUCCUUAUUCGGAAUAACUCUUGUUUUAUUUUUGCUGAAAUUAUCAGCCGGAAAAGAAAACUGAUUACCAAUUUCCCAUUUGUAAUACAAAAUGACUGAAAAACGGCAAACUUCGCAAGGCUAUAUUAUCCGCAUUUUACAACCUUUUGCAACGAAACGUCGGAAUAUUACUAAUUUUGUGAUGCUCUUUCAAGCUGUGAUGAAAUUUUUGUCCAGGCUUGUCUAGAUCAAAAUUUCACUCAUAAGGGGAAAGGUCCAUUGAUUCAUUGAGCCGCGCCAAUCAGUUUGAAUUAGGGUCAGAUCCUGACUCUGUCUCCUGAUUGGAUGAUUGUAUUAAAGCUCUCUGAUUGGUUCAAAUAGAACAUCUAUAACCAAUCAGAGAGCUUUAAUACAAUCAUCCAAUCAGGAGACAGAGUCAGGGUCUGACCCUACAUGUAAUUCAAACUGAUUGGCGCAGCUCAAUGAAUCAAUUGCCGCUUUCAACCAGAGGUUUAUUUUUCCUCUCCCCUUCGCAAUGAAAAUAAUAAAAAUAAACCUCUGGAACCAAGGUAGGUGGAACAACGGGCGAAAUAUUACUCGAAAUGAUCAUAUAAAUAUCAUCACAAUUUCACGUUUUUCCAAUUUCCAAUUGUAUUGAUAUAACUGUUACUAUAUCAACACGGAAAAUGUUUAAUUUAUAUUUGUUAAAUAAAUAACAAAUGUUUUCGGAUUCUAUGAAAAGCUACAGUAUGUACACAUCGUGCCAAACAAUAUCAAGAUAAUGAUUAAGAAUAACGAUAAUUACGAUAUAUCGUUGCUCAUGUUUCUACCUUCGAUACGAUAAUCAUGAGUGAAAAUAUCCGUUAUAGAGGAUAGUACACGCCGGCGCGAAGAUAUGACUUAUCGGUGACCCCCGUUUUUUAAUUGAUAAUUUAUUUUUUUAAUGUAUUUUACAUUUCAUAUCCGAAAUUAAAAGAAAAAUCAUUUCUGGAUCUUAAAAAAAAAUGCUUUAUCAAUGUAUGUUCUCAAAGAAAGAUAUGUAGAUAUAUAUAUAUGUAGAAAGAUAUGUAGAUAUGUAUAUUGUGAUUGUGAUAUCUUCUUAACGAGUUCGGUAACCCCUACUUUUUUGUGUGAUUUUACUUUAAAGUGGAAGCCAAGUCCGUUCUGCGCAUCGGUCCUGCUCAUAACAAUGUGCCGACCUCUAAUGUGAACAUUGCCCAAAUUUCGAAUGUUUCGAAUUUUUCUGAACAUAAACUCUAUUUCAUAUUCAUUUAGAAGCAUAGCAAACCAAAAUGGUGUUAGAUUUUCAGACAGUACAUCAUAUUUUAAAAAUACAGCAGUUCAAAAUGUAAACAAGCCGUUUGUUUACAUUACGGACUUGACUUCCACUUUAAGUAUAUCAUAAACUUCAUGAAGUUUCAGCACAUUCUCAUUUCGAGAACAAUUACUGCGGAAUUACCUUAAAUAUUAGUUUAAAAGUGUGCAUUGUUGUUUUAGGCUUUCAGAUAAAUUUGGCACAAAAUCAGCCGCAUCAUUUAGAAUUCUGAUGUUCAGCUGGUUUAAACGUUUCUUGAAAUCUGUCGUUGCGUUCGGUGACACUGCGAAGGAAGUCGUUAAAAUUGUCUUUAAAUACUUCAAUAGUCUGAGAGGUAAAAUAUCAAUGUUGAAUAAUUAAAAUUACUAACAUUGGCACUGAUUUGAUGUCAGUGUUAGUCAAACUUAAUCUUCGUUCAGUUAUACAAUUGGGUUGUCGUUCAUAUAUGUUUUGCCAGUGAAACAUAACUACAAUGCACAAGAUUGGGUAAUACCAGUAAAGUGAAGCCUCGCGCACAGAAUGGAGACAAACAGAAGAUCGACUUCUUGAUUUUUCCUAUGAUUUUGGCGUAACCGUAAUUCGUCAUCAAAAUGCUGACGCCAUGGUCCUACCAGUGCGCUUAGAGGCAUUCACCCCCCUGACAAUAUUCAAAAUGGUAGAUGUCCACGGGGUGAAUGUCUGUCAUAAGCACACCGGCUAGGACCAUGGCGUCAGCAUUUUGAUAACAAAUCAUUGCGAAUCAUGGCGUGGCAGCGGUUACGCUUUUUCGGCUGAGUCGACCUUCUGUGUGUCUUUAUUCUGUGCCUCGCGUGAGCAACGCGUACAGUAAGCAGUGGCGUCAGCCCUCAGCCCAUUCUCGUACCCAGAGCCCUUCUUACGCACGGUGCGACGAGGGGCUCUGGCCAAAUCCAUAACCGGAUACCAUAAAAACAUGGUAAGAAAACAAUAUCCGGUGUUAGAACUAGCCAAUCAGAUGCCAGUUCGGAUAUGGAUUUGGCCAGAGUCCCUCGUCGCACCGCGCGUAAGAAGGGCUCUGGGUACGAGAAUGCCCUCAGGAAUUUCCACGUUAUAUAGUCAGUCAGUUUCAGUCCCCCACAAUUUUUGCACUGCGUGGUCAGUGCGUUAAUGUCAGUUUGCAUUGUGUUUUUUUUUUUCGAAAACAAGUUUAAGAACAAUACUUUAAAGCAAAGUUAUUUGAAAUUUCCGUUUUUUUGAAACUCGCAAAAGUUAGUUUGUGAAAAGGUUUGAUAAAAAUAAGAUACACGAGGGAAGAAGCUAUCGUGCGGGAGGGCUAUAUUGAGCUCACUGGUUAAGUCGUGUAAGGAAAAUUUUCCUUGAUAAUGCGCCGAUGAGAUGGAGUCGAACUACUGCUUUGAGUAGGGAUGACGGUGCUUUUUUGCCAGAAGAGUAUAUCCAUCUUGUUGGCAGUUAACGUCAUCCUAUGGGUAUAUAAGAGCCACAUUGAAACACUAGAUUGGAGUGUCGAAACAUUGGGUCGUGAAUACAGCAAUGGACCUAUUACCUAAUGAGCAAAAUUUUGAUCUAGACAUUGAUACGGUACCGCUUUUUGAAAAAGGGUAUCAAUUUCCCGCGCAUGAUACAAAAUGACUGAAAAAAGGCAAACUUUGCAGGGCUAUAUUAUCCACAUUUUACAACAUUUUGUAACGAAACUUCGGAAUAUUACUAAUUUUGUGAUGCUCUUUCAAGCUGUGAUGAAAUUGUUGUCUAGACUUGUCUAGAUCAAUAUUAUGUUCAUAAGGUAAUAUGUCCAUUCGACUGGGCUUUGCAUUUAUAAAUUAAAAAAAAAAACAGAGUAGCGAAUGAAAACAUGAUAUAAGUUAAACAUGAUAUAGAUAGAAUGAAAACUGUGGACGGUCGAGAGUCAGCCCCGAGUUAAUUCAGCAUCAGAGUUUUCCUUAAAGUUUUAUGAGAAGAAUAUUGUAGUAUAGUUAUUUAUCAAUUUAUUAUGUUUUUAGAUGAACUUGAAAUCCCUAGUGAAGGAUACGACAAUGCAAUGGUGGCCAUGAUACGUUGUUUGGAAUUUCUGUUAAAGAAUUCUUUACAAUCCUUUCUUAAUUUUGCCGCCAAAUGUUGGAUACCCGGUCUUGUAGAGAUUUUAAAACUCGACAGAGUCGAGGUGAGUACUGGUUCUUACCAAACAAUUCUAACGUCGGUUUAGUGAUAGCCCGAUUUUGGGUGAAAGUUCAAGGAACUUCCCUUUGGCGUAAAAAAAAUACCUGUGGUUCCGGUUCCCGACCGACCCUAUUUUUUCUGCCGACCCUAUUAUUUUUUCAACGCGAUUGACCGUGCGACCCUAUUUUCUCCGGGUGGUUGCGGGCUGCUCAUACAGCGUGCCAAAAUGGCGUCUGUUGUCACACUAAUUAUUGAACCAAAUUGCCUAAAUUCGUCCAUAGGAAAUACGCAUCUCUAGUUAAUAUUGAUGUCGAGACUCUACUGCAAAUCGCCCAGCAAAAAACCGCUAAAACUAUGAAAAAAAAUAUUUAAAAAAAACUUAUUUCCGACCUACCGAUGCUAAUUUUUUGACGCCGAUAUGAAACCGGAACCACAGGUAUUUUUUUCACGCCUUAGCUUGAAAAAUGUCAAAUGACGAAUCAAAGUCAAAAGUUGACUUUGAAUUUUCAUGUUUAUUACUCGGGUUCUACACUUCGCAACGAGGUUCUUUAUCAAUUACCCCCUGCCUCGUACCCAGGCUUCUUUUUGUGAAAAACAGCAAUGCGCAUAUGACGAGUUUACAUGAAGUAUUGUAGUGGCGAGAGAAGGGCGAAGGGGCUGAUGAGAAGAGUGCACUUGACGCAUCCCUUCCCAACAGCCCCUUCGCGCGUCGCCUGCCUCGUGUAUUAUAAUUAUUUAAAGUGCCUAGGCAGAAUUAUCCCGGGUACGAGGCAGAAUUACCCCGUUAUCUCGAACUCUAAUCACUUCGACCUCAAUUCGGAGCGUAAACAUGCACACAAAACGGAUUAUAAUAAAGAAUAUCACGAUUUUGUUAGCAUUUCACUCCAUUGAAUAAUACAGUAGUUGAAGGGUAUUGUAUAGGUGGAAAUUAUCGAGUGGAAAUUUCUAGAGUAGAGAUCAUCAUUUUCGGUAGAGAUCAUAUUUUCGAAAAUAGCAGAAUAUAUAAAUAGUCAUCAGGCUCAUUUGUCUACAAAUUAUUUUGUUUGCUUAUAUUUAAUCAUUUAUCUAGUCAUAAUCAUAGUUUUACACAAAGAACAGUUGAAUAAAAUAUUAAAAACGUACAUUAUUCUGACAUGGCAGCUACGGCUGAAGAAAGACGAAAACGCCUUGAUGCGUUUGUUUCUCGCGAAACACAUGUAGCUCGCGGGUGAUCCCGCGAGGCACGUUUGAUCACACGUGACAGUUACUCAUAAACAAUGGCGGCGCGAGAAACGCUUGAACUUGAUGAGGAAAAUCCAGCGUCGCUGAUUGAGAUAAAAUAUUUUUUUUAAAUAAAAUUUUUUUCCGACCUACCUACCCAUAUAAAACAUGGUUGUGAAACCUGAAACCAACUAUUAUUUUUAUUUGGCCUUUACUAGACCUAGGUUAACUAGAAAACUUUAACCCGAAUGUUUUUUGAGUGUACGCUUAUUUUUUUCUGCUGUAUAUUUAGCCAUCACUUUGUCAAAGGGAGGCGAUCUCGUUCUGUAAGUUGUUUUUAAAGAACAGACAAGAAAGUCAUGAAGACGUCAGCAGUUUGAUCGCGUGGAUUGAAGAGAUGAGUGAAAAGAAUGUCAAAAAUGAUUCACGGAAUCUUGGCCGUCUGGAAGAGUUGUUGUUCUCACAUUUUAGGGUAAGAUUAUUCUUUCUCCUGACUUUUACGAAGUGAUAAUUUUAUCACUUGAUGAUACCCUAACUAUGACCGCGCUCUCGCAUAGAUGAUAUCAGGGCGCUUAUAUAGAGGGCGGUGAAACGCGCUGAUGUCGCGCUGAUCGAUGUGUGAUGCGGAAAAGGACUGGCACGAGCGUGCUUUUCGGCAAAAGUUGACAAGGAGCGUGAUUUUUCCUGUUGUUGUAUUUUUGCUGUUUUUUCAUUAACUACGAAAUUCUUGAGGAUGUUUUUGCACUGUAACGACGAAGUAGUAACUAGUGUAUCGUACGAAUGCUUGUUUGGCCUGUAUAGAUGAAUUUUGAAAGAAAUAUUGAGGAUAAUGAGUCGGGCUUUUGAUGACUUCAAUGAAGGGAAAUUUUCAAAACAGCAUUUGGGCAUGUUAUCAAGUCGUCCAAACUUCGAAAUUCAGUUGAUGGUAAAGAUUAUAAUUAUGUGCUUAUCUCCAAAAGUUUUCAUAAGACUCGGAGUUGAGCAAUUGAAUACACAGCGUUGGAAAGUGAGGUAUUUUUGUGUGUUAAAUUUUGCCUAAUUAGACCAUUAUUUCGCUGCAAAAAAAAUAAACAACAAUUGUAUUUUGGCCAUGUCAUGAUUUUUGGUUAUUAUGUUAAUAAUUUUGUACGACUUUUAAGGCAUUCAAUUGAAGUAAUUCUGAGCCGUAAACAUAUUUUACUUCUUGGCCUUUGAAUCAAAAUACGACUCGCUCGGACGUUUGUUGAGCGCAAUAGUCGAAAAGGUUUCGUCCCAACUUUGAUUUUUUUUGACCGGCUGGCCAAGACAACUUCUCGUAAGGAUUCGUUAAAAAUAUACAAAUUCAAGUUGAGCAUUUCUUGAUUUUCAACUGAAAAGAUCAACUAGUGGCUAAAAUUAAUUGUGAAUUGUAUUCUAUCGAACGUGAACGAUACGUGUACAUCCGAAGAGUUUUAAAAACCUUUCACGUCAUGCUUCUUUCGAAAGCAACCGUUCGUAAGCUUUCGCAAGCGUUUUGAGCAAAAACUCUAAAAUAUUGGCAGUAUUACCUGAAAAUACAAUAGCAGAAUCUACUAAAUUAUCGUAUAACAUCGGAAUUUUACCCCCAAUAUAUAUUUCUUCAUCAAAACUUGACUACAAAACAGUCAAAACUUCCAGCUCAGUUUUCCCGCCAUAUUUAUCCUUGCCAUAUAAGACAACGUCGCCAUAGUAACCACAACAAACUCGUUACCAGUUCAUUGCAUCACACAUUGAUCGGCGCGCCUAUAGCCGUUUCACCGCCCUAUAUAUAAGCGCCCUGGAUGAUAUGGAACUUACGUAAGCAAAUCGACAAACGCAAAGACGACGGCUCUGAAUACAGUGACAUGAAGCAGUGUACAUGAGACCUGAGUUAAUAGACCUAUCGCAAAACCCCAAAAUGCGCGAUUUAAACGCACUGGUUUUUAACUUGGUGUUUCGCAGGUUUUUAUGUGGAAUUCAUCAAUUAAGUGUAAAUGAUCGCAACUUCACGUUUCUCAUUUGAAAGACCGUUUGAAAAUAUUUAUAAAAACUUGUCACAGAUUUUUCAUAUAUUGCUUUUUUCAAACAGUUUGUAUAUGACAUAUCGUCUUAUUUCUCUCUUUUGACACACGUAAUAAAACCUAAUUGUUAAAUGUUGUAUUUUUCAGUUUGGUGUCAAAAACUCAAGAGGCUGAGAAUCAGCGAAAUAUAUUUCUUAAUAUGCCAUACUUUGAGUCUUUUAGUUUUUAAUUAUACAUUUUGACAAUUUUACAAUUAACAAUUAGGUUUUAUCAAGAACUCUUUCCUUGCUUCGGCGAAUAAAAUUGUCGAGAAACAUAUCUUGCUUGAUUCUUGAAAUAUUUCGACUGAAAACAAUGUGGUGUCCGCCAUCUUGGAUUAUUCAGGAUAUGCGUAUUACGUCACAAAUGGGGUCACGCAAGUUUUUUAUCUUGACAGGCAGUGAUCAAUGUGAACCCGAAACCAUAGGAAUCACAAUAAAUAUAGUUGUAACAAAUAAAAAGCGUUAAAUUUGUUUAAUUUUGAAUAAAUUUGCAUGGUAUUACCGUGCUUUGACUGUUUUCAAUCUUGCGCUGUGAAUUCAGUGAUGUAGUAAAUCGCGUAUACGAAGCAUUAAGUUAUAGUUAUUGAGUAUACGAAGCAUAAGAUAUAGUUAUAGUCAAUAACUAUAACUUAUGCUUCGUAUACGCGAUUUACUACGUCACUGAAUUCACAGCGCAAGAUUGAAAACAGUCAAAGCACGGUAAUACAAUGCAAAUUUAUUCAAAAUUAGACAAAUUUAACGCUUUUUAUUUGUUACAGCUAUAUUUAUUGGGAUUCCUAUGCCGAGACUUGUUUUUCAGAUUUCGAAUUGAAUAAAAACAUUUUAAACUAGAGGGCACUCAGAGACUGCAUACCUCCGCCCCCAUUGAAUUUCGGUCGUGUGAAAUGCAACUAAGACAAUAGAUAAUGAAGGCUGAAGCUUAGUGAGAUUUAUCAUCUCACUAUUGUCUUAGUACUGCGUGCAUACAUUAUACACGUCCUAAUUACGCAUUCAGUGAGUUUUUUUUAAUUGACCGGGAAAAGCAAGGCAAAAUUUUGUUCAUUUCUCGUUCAAUUUUUAACCAAAUUCAACCAAAUUUUAAUCAGUUCUUCCUUAGCUGAUGGGAAAUGCAUUCAAAAAUUUUCGUGUGAAUAGGUUUGGUAUUUCAUGAGUUAUCGUGCUCACAGACAAACACACACACAUACAUACACACACACAAACACACACACAUACACAUACACACACACAUACACACACACACACACACACACACACACACACACACACACACACACACACACACACAUACAAGCCCAUAUGAUUACAUAACCUCCUGGCGGAGGUAACAACUUUAUAACAAUGGUUAACGAGGUUAAGAAUUAAUCCAAGAUGGCGGCCAGCUCAUUGCUUUUUCACAGUUUCAGUCAAAAUAUUGUUAAGCUUGAUAUGAGAAAUCAGCAAACAAGAUUUUUUAGAUAAUUUUAAACGUUUAUUCAAAUGAGAAAAUAACAUUUUUUGUCGCCAUUUUCUUUUAAACAUUCAGUUGUUUUUUUUUUUAAUUUUCUUCAUUUUGUCAUUAGGAUUUUCCUCCAAUUACACGACAUUUUGAUCAAGAUAAACGAACAAUACUUCUGCCGAGCAAAAAGUCCAGGUAUGUUUGGGUAGAAAGUUAACUCUUUUUGGUAGUUCUACUGUGGUUAUUGUCAAUUUCAAGUCACUUUUCAACGCACGGCUUCCAAGUUCUUUGCGAACUUGCUAUAUGCAAUUACGUUUCCAAGUUUGGAAAAUGGGCGCCAACUUCGCAACAAAGUUUGCAAGUUCAUUUCAAUGUUUGAACUUUGUUUGUAAACAAAUGUUCACAACCAAUAAUAAUAACCAAUUCAUUGAAAUACAAACCUUCUUGGUAGAUCACUGGACCAAGAACUUUCCAUUGGCAUUGAAUUGUUAAUUCAGUAGUUUCAACUUGAUCUAUAAACAUUUGUUUACAAGAGAAGUUCAAACAUUGAAAUGAACUUGCGAACUUUUUUGCGACGUUUACGCCUAAUUUCCAAACUUGGAAACGUAUUUGGCAAGUUUGCAACGAACUUGAGACCAGCACGUUAAAAAGUGACUUGAAAUCGAUAAUAAAUAACAUCGAUUUUAUCAUAUAAGCAAAGUUAACGGUAGAUGCAUUGUGACGGUUUUGACUUUUCAAUUCCAGCACAUUCUUUUUGUUCUUAUAUCUCCGCUAAUUAUUUUGCUUUCUUGCUUCAGAGUACGAUAUAUAACAACAUAACAAUAUAACUUAUCAUGAGCCAAAUUAUGCAAAAUAUUAAGUCGAGACUUCAAUAUUGGGCGAAACGGAAAGUUGGGGGUAGGGCAUCGGGUGGAAUAAGCCUCGUCGAAUAUAAACCCUUCCAUUUAUACACAACUAAAGUUUUUAUUUUGUCCUGUAAUUUAGAAGAAAAUUACGUGAUUCUUCUCUUACAUCGCCGUUGUUGGAUGGUAAGGUGUGCUUGAAAAAGCUGAACGUCGGGAAAACAAGUGAGAAAAUUAAGUUGAUAAUUAUUGUUUGGAUAGUCGUGAUAAUAUUUCUUCCGAAACUAAUUUCAACCGCAAUAAUCGCUGCCGCCUUAUAGAAUGUUUAAAGAGACUAGUUUUGGUGCAUACAGGUGUAUAAAAAAAACUGCACAGUUCGAAAAUGUUCGCUAAACUUCACAUUCCGCAAAAUUUGUGAAAACUUUAUGCAAGCAUAUGGGUAUGUAGUUUGGGGUUUGCUAGUAUCUUUACCACUGAAAUUAUUUUGAAAAGUAAAUUUCGGUUUUACAAAAUAGGAAAUAUAUAGAUAAUGCCACUGAUAAGGAUAAGACGAUACCGAUUAACGGUCAAUCACUAGUAACAUGGAUAAUAAAAUAAAUGGAUUGGAAACUUCUGACGUCAUUGACUGCAUCCUUGUUGAAAAACGUGACGUCACGCGUAUUGCGAAUGUUACCAAAGUUAUCGGCAUAUUUGUUGUUUUGCUAUAUUUUCCACUUUAAAAAGGUGAUCUUGAAGCGUAAACUGGUCUAAUUGUUUUAAAAACAUGCCUAAGCCACGACAAAGUAUUCAAGGUAAAUGUUUUUCGUCUUUGUUUUGUAUUUUUUUACAUUUGUAGCUACGAAAUUGGCGUCACAAAUUUGAACGAAAUUUGCGAUGUAUUUUUCACCGUUUUGUGCUUGAAAUAUUUGCUAAAAUUGACUGGGAAUACUUAGAGUUUUCAUCGUAGAAUGGCGUGGUUACAUUUAUUUGCUCUUUGACUAAAAUGUUUAGCUGUAUUAUUGCUAAACAUGCCGUUUUUGAGAAUUUGAUUUUCAACUAGGUUGAGGCAUCCAACCACGCCAUCAAUCCCAGUAAAAACAUUAGGUCACGUCAGCUAGUUUCCUAUCCAUUUAUUUUAUUAUCCAUGCUAGUAAGUAGCUAAGAUCCUGAUAUUUGUGUGUAUUGGUGUUAUGUACUCAGGUGAAUAUGAUGUUUGUGAUGUUACUCUGAGUGUGCUUCCACUCCGGGCAAGCUGAAAAGUUAGCUUGGCCACGGUGGGAAUCGAACCGGCGACCUUUAAAACUCAGUUCCGAAAUAUCAUCAACCGACUUGACCGCGGGUUCUAUUCCCACCGUGGCCAAGCAAACUUUUCAGGUUGUCCAGUGUGGAUGCACACUCAGAGUUAACCUGAGUAUCAGGCCCUUAUGUUUUCAUUCGCCAGGAUAAAAUUGGCGGCGGCGAAUGAAGGAGGGCCUGAUACAAUUCUUUACCGCGCCGCAUGUAAAAAGCCAGAUUCUGGCUGUUUCGUCUGAUUGGCCGAUUAGACAAAAUAUUUUUUAAUUAGUCAUUUGAUUGGUUGGUGCUCAUUAGAUUAUACUAUUGUUGUUGAUAUAUUUUAUAAUGGUCACAACUACAAUCAUAGCCAGCCCACUAAACGGCUGAAUUUAAAUUAAAACUGCAGUAAAAUUAGAAAAUAAUCGCAAAUUAGCGAAAUAUAUUGCAAAUGUAGCUUAUAUUAAAUCUAAUUUGUGAUUAUUUUUGUUAAUUUUAUAAGUUCAUUGCAGUUUUAAAUUCAGCCGUUUAGUGGCUGUCUAUGCUAUAAUUGCAUUGUUGUUGUCGUUGUGUAAAAUUUAAAUUUCAUCUGCGACAUUUUGAUUGGAUACUAAAUAUAAACUUUGCUGUGGGUGGAAAGCGAUCAGGUUAAGGUUUGUGUCAGGCUCUAUUUGUAAAAUAGAGCCUGAUACUCAGGUUAACUCAGAGUAACGUCUCAAACCUACCUAAGAUCCUGUUUAUAUUUAUACGCCAAGAUUUUGCCUUUCUUUUUAGGUGUUAGCUCAAGUUCAUCCACCAAAGGCAAAAACGAUGACUCAUAUUCGUGUCUCAAACCUGUCAAGCCUAUCAAGAAAAGUGUACCGUUAAAGGGUUCAUUAAAAAUAGAAAAAAUUGGAAUAGAAAAAUGUAAGAAGCUUAAAGCCAUUCUUGGUCUUUUCUGUGAAAUUUAGAAAUUUUGUCUGGCGAAAAUCCACCACUUGUUCGUAUUUUGAAUUUUAGCGCGUCCUGUGGUGCCAACCAUAGCUUUUAACGUUUAAAUUAAGAAUGAUGUUAGGGCCACAGGGGUGUGGAACUGAAACGAUGAUAACAGGGCGGGGGACUCUUAAAAGGGGGUGGGUGAGAAGACGUGGGGUGAUAAGACGUGGAGACCGGAGAGGAUCUAGCAAUUCUUCAAGUACUAUAAUAGUUUAUAAUACAAAACAUAAUCCGAAGAUAAGCAUCUUGAAACCCAAAAUAUGAGUCAAACAAGAAAGUGAGUGAGUAAUGUUUCGAUUUUAUUACAAAAUCAUCAUCAGUCUGAUGAUGAUUUUGUAAUAAAAUCGAAAUAUUACUCACUCACUUUCUUGUUUGACUCAUAUUUUUGGUUUCAAGAUGCUUAUCUUCGGAUUAUGUUUUGUAUUAUAUUUUUUGAAAUUGUCGGCUGGUAUUGGUUUUUACUAUAAUAGUUUGGUUUGUGGAAACACCACGUAAAUUUUAUUACUACAAAGCUUUCGAUCCGUAAGCCCGGAUCUUCAUCAGUGCUAAUAAUAUGUGACUUGUUUAAUUCACACGCUCUUUUUAUAUACAAAAGUGUCGUGAUCUGUUGGCUCGCGUCAUUUGAGCCAACAGAUCACGACACUUUUGUAUAUAAAAAGAGCGUGUGAAUUAAACAAGUCACAUAUUAUUAGCACUGAUGAAGAUCCGGGCUUACGGAUCGAAAGCUUUGCAGUAAUAAAAUUUACGUGGUGUUUCCACAAACAAAACAAAGAACUUAUUACAGACCUCUUCAAGUACUGUUUUUUGAAGAACGGUCUUAACAUGAUAUAAAAGAUUCAGAUAAUACCGAAGCUAUUUCAUGUUCAAGCCACGUAAAUUUCUUGCCAUUAGAUCAUUUAUCAUAUCAUAUCAUUAUGUAAUGGUAAGAUCAUAAUAAUCAAGUGGAAAUUACUAAAGUCAUUACCACAUCAUUUAAACCCUACGGCAGCAAAGAAUUCUCUAGGUUAUGAAUAUGCAAUCUGCAAAAAUAUUGGUAGGUCAGCUCCCAAAUGGACAUGGAAUUUUUAAGGGGCUCAGUCCCCCAACUGAAAUACCAACAAGGAAAUCUACUUGGGGACCGUUGUAUAAAACUUUUGAAACUUUUAACUGUUUUUUAACCACUGUUUUGUAGUUAGAUAGUAGGCACCGUUACAUGCAGUUUGUUUACGAAUUAAGUUAGCACGCAUGCAUGUAAACCCAACAUGUUUCAAAUGGAGCAAAGAAAUUUAAACGAAAAGCAUUUGAAUUUAUUGUUUUGAGACCCAAGAUGCUUGGUUUUGCAAGCGGUACAAAAAAGUAACGGCGUUUGUGUUCACACGAAGCCGACGAGCGCUCCGUUUUCAUCUCGCUCCGUUUGGAAACCGUGCUCAAAUUGUUAUGGCGAAAGUGAUGUUUUCAAACACUUUCACUCUGGCGUAGUGUGAACGCGACGGCUUAUUGUGACGUUUCUAACCACUCGAGUGUUGUGUAAACGUUGUCUAAAUUUAUAUGCGUGUACGGUGUUUUAUAUUUUUACAUAUCAGCUGAAUCAUUUUCUUUGUACAUUAAUUAGGGACCGGUCAAGUGAUGUAAAAAAAACUAGUUACCCUUUCAAAGUUUCAGAUUUUUUCUCACCCACCUUGCAACUAAUGACUAUUAGUUUUUUUGACCCACCCCACCAAAAUUGAUUGCAGAAGAUCGAUAAAAUGCUAAAUGAGUGUACUUUUCUAUUUAAGUUUUUUUUUUAAAUUUUGUAAAUUUUAUUGAUGCUGAUGUUAUAAUCCCUAGUGUUUUUUUACCCAACCCCCCAUGGCUAUUCAAUUUUUUCUUAACCCAACCUUGGUCACUCGGCAUUUUUUCUUGACCCAACCAUUUUCUCUUUGGUCCCACCUCCACUAUUAAUAAUGACCGGUCCCUUAAUUGUUUAGUUGUCAAAACGAAGCAAGAUCCUAUCGUUAUAUCGGAUAGUUCAGAUGAUGACAGCUUGAAUGACGAUGAGCCUUUGGGACAUCGAUACUUACGAAAAAGGGCGGGAGGAGAAGGUAAUUGAUUGAAGGCAGAAUACUUGAUGGUUUAUAUAAGAUGAAACAUUCCGCGCAUAUUAACAUCUUUUAUUAUAUGGCAAGCAUCACUUUCGGUGAAAUGGCGAACUGUGAUUGGCUGAGAAGCUCUUUCAGCGGUGCAUUAUUUUCCCGUAAUGGAUCGGCGGUCGAUUACUGUACGUAGAAACAAACGGGUGCAUUUUAAAACAAAACAGCAAAACUAAUUGAAAAUUAUAAUUUAAUUUGUCAUUAAUAAUCCACGAAUGAUUUUUAGUGGAAAAGGAGGGACACAUUGGUUUUGUUUGUUUUUUUCUUCGACCAAAUGACAAUGCGUACCACGCUAGCUACUAAUAUGCAUUUCAAAUCAUGUAUUUCUUGUUUGUUUGAAAUAUAAAUGCCUAUAUAAAUGUCAUAUAAUAAACUUUUUAUUAGCCUCGUACAGAGAAAUAUGGACCUCGAUCUUUUUGUCAGGGGUCAGGGCUCAGUCUGUACAAAGAUAUUUCUCUGUACAGACCUCGCGUUCGGUUAAGAUAGAUAGAUGAUUUAUUCAGUUUUAAGUAAUGUUUACAACAUGAGCGGCCGUGUUGUAUCAGAUAUGUGUUGUAUCACAACUUAAAAAACGACUCAUCUUAUGAGUUCAUCGGCGAAGUAAUUUUAAAAAUAAACGUUGUCUAAGCCGAGAAAAUCAAAGUUAAAGUUUAUGUAAAUCAACAUGAAUCUGUAUCACAUAUACAGAUACGACACGCUUAUGAUUUUUCUUUGUGUUUUCUUCAUGAAUUAUUAAUGAGUUUUUUAAAAGACUUUACAGCUGAUAAUGGCUGAAUUACAAUUAUAAAAAUUUAAGAAACUUAAUGAUUAAAAAUAUUUACAGUUACUAACAAUAAAAGAAUUCGUAAACCGAUCAGUUUUGGCCUUUGGAACGUUAAGUUGCCUUUUACGUCUCAGUUGCUAUGAACAGUUAUUUUCGGAUGGUAGUAGAGAUCUCAGUAUACUGUUUAUAUCCAUGCAUGUUGAUAAGAAGUUAGUAAACUCAAGAUUGGAAAAAGGUCAUUAAAUUAAUUUCGCGGAAGUUUUCUGAUUUUCUAUAAAAAUCUAAACUACAUGGAACUUUCAAAACAUAAGGCAUAUAUACUGUUUAUACGCAUGCAUGCAUAUGGUUGGCAAUUUUGAGGUCUGCUGUGUUGGUGUAAUGUACUCAGGUGAAUAAGAUGCUUGUGUGAUGUUACUCUGAGUGUAUAUCCACACCGGGCAGGCUUGAAAAAUAUGCCUGGCCACGGUGGGAUUCGAACCUACGACCUUUGGAACACCAGCCCAUCACACAAAUUUUGAGGUCUUUGAAAAACUUACCCGUCAUGCAUGUUAUAUCCAAAUUGCACUCGAAACCAUGCUAUUACCUACACCUAAAAGGAACUUAUCAAAAUGCUGCAUUUUGCAGACAAACUGCCUUGCUAUAUAAUAUAAUAGAAUAGAAUAUCAUGUUUCCGUGAUGAUGGCUCUGGAAAAAUAGAUUUUUUGUUGCUUUUGCAGAAGAAUUUCCAGCUGAAUAUAAAAGAAAGUGUGUUCAGUCUGAGAAAAUGUUCGCCUUGGAUACUGACAAUAAGAGAACGGGUGAGUAUGGGUAUAGCCCACUGACUCAAAGCCAGAAUGAAUACAGCAACGUGGUUAACUUUUACCACAUAGGUUAAGUCGGGUGUAUAAAAAUGUAUAGUUAGCGUAAACUGCAGUUCAAAAGUAGUUAAAGUUAACUAUGCUCUAGGGCAGGGUUUUCAGUUCUGUGUGAAGCUCUGGCUAAUGGCGACGAAGCUAUGGCGAUAGAUAUUAUUUCUACCGAUAGAAUUUACAAAUUUGGGCGAGUACGCAUAAUAGAGACGUGACUAAACGUAAAAGCUCUGGCGAAUUUGGGUGGGGUUGAAUGAAAAAGUCUGGCGAAAUUCGCCGGCCUAAAUUGAAAACCCUGCUAGGGCAUUGUGAACAUCCUAAAAAGUAGUUCAAAAAUGGCGUUUGUAUGGGAGCAUUGAACUAUAAGUAAACUAAAACGAUAACUCCUAGGAGAAAGGCCUAUGUUUGGGUGAAGCCAAAAUUUGGGCGCUCAAGUACAACCUGUUCGCAGGCAUAUGUAUGUAUACGAAAAUAAAUACUGAAUUUUUCACGAAGUAUUUUUAUUAAUUUAAUCCUUAAUUUUAACAUAUUAAAGUACGUUUCUGGAUGUGUGGACAUCCAUUAACAACUGUAUCUAAGAUUUUUCUACAUAAAUUGUAUAAAAUUGUCUCUGGAAAGUCUAAAAACUCAGAAAAACCAUAAAUUUUCUUGCUUUUUUUUUUCUUCCGAAUUUCGUUUUGUUCGUGUCAUAUUUUGGCGGUUAAACAAUAUUUGCUCAUUUUUUUGCUAAGUUAAAAGCUGUGUUGUCUACGUGAGCUCUAGGAUAAAUAUAAAUGCCUUGAAGAAAGUACAAGUGAGUAAAUUUUAACGAUUUUUAAGCUAUAUUUUUCGCAUCCAUUUUGUAAAAAAGAACUGGGGCAACCUGCAGAAAACACUCGUGGCCGGCUUCAAAGAUGGCGGUCAACUUAUCGUUCCAGUUUACUUAUAGUUCAAUGUAUAGGAGUGAACAACAUUUUUUCACUAAAACAAUAAUGAAAAGUAACGCUCACCUGGGAUUUUCAAUCGCUAAAACAAUAAUGAAAAGUAACGCUCACCUGGGAUUUUCAAUCGCUAUCUUCAUUGUGAAUGUUUCCUGACAAUAUAAACUCUUCAAACGAUAUCGCUUUGGUUUUUUGGCGAAAACAGAAUAUAUUUUUGCACUGCAGGAAGAUUUCUCGAAGACGAAGUAGGGCGCAUUACACGGAGAACACUGACGUAUAAUUGCCAAACAGCGCUAGCUACACUUUGUUUCAACGUAUAUCUCUCAAGGAAAAACUGCCUGCUCUUUUAUUUUUGCCUUUUUUUAUUUUGUUUAGUUUUCACUAUUUUGAAUAUUUUAUUUAUUUUUCACGAGUCCACGAUCAUGUUAAAAUCCUUGUCAGUGGUCGUAUGUAGGUAUUACUUUAUGUAAUUUUGUUUUUAAACGCCCCACGCAAGCCCCAAGCAAGCCCCACGAACAGUUAACUACGUGAUUAGUUAACUAUCCGACUAACUACGUUUUGUGCAACGCAUGUAUGUAGUCAUGUAUUAAGUCAUGUAUGUAGUUAACUAACUACAGUUAAGGACUAGUUACGCUAACUGCAGUUAACCUUAACUGCGGUUUUAUAUAACCGCCCCCUGUAGAUUCGUUUGCGGUAGCCAAACCAAUACGCCGCCAAUGACUUCGUUUAUGUACAGCAGAUGCUCUAUCCAGUUUCGGUUUUUGAGAUCAGUGUUUGUAGUUGUAUGGGGACAAGACAUAGGGUGCCCAUCUUGAGUGUGUCAUCAAAACAUUUACAUUAGUUCAGUAAUUUUAGCUCAUUUUAAGGCCAAGGUUGGAAAAAAAUAGUAAAAAGCUAAAAAUUGUUAGAUGCAAUCAUUUAACUAUCCUGAACAAUAUACUAAAAGUCCCCAUGUAUCCUCUUGGAGCUUUUUCCAUUAUGACAAGGUUUUUUUCGAUUUCCCUAUUAUUUCCAUAUUGUUAAAAACGUGAAAUUUCAAGUUCACUCAUAACAAAAAUGACUCGCGUCACUAGUGAAAGCUCAUAAAAACUACAUAUAAGGCAUUUAAACAGUCACCUAAAUUUUUCAAGUGGUUUUCGAGUUAUUGCUGUUCCAAAUGUGAAAAAUAGGCCAAAAUCUGGCAAAAAUCGUGGGUACUAGUCUGACAACACGUUUCCAACAGCUAAUAACUCAAGAAGAACUUGCAAAAUCAAGGUAGCCGUUUAAAUGUCUUAUAUGUAGUUUUUUUGUAAUUUUUCUAAUGAUGUAACUUAUUUUUCCUAUAAAUGAAUCUGAAAUUUCACUUUUUUAACAAUAUAGGAGUUCACUAGGGAAAUGGAACAAAAACUUGUCAUAAUGGAGAAAGCUCCAAGAGGAUACAUGAGGACUUUUAGUAUGUUAUUAAGGUUGCUGAAGAGAGUACAUACGCCAAUUUUUUACUUUUUAGUAAUUUUUCUGACCUAUUUUCUAUUUUGAUUGUACUACAUGCCGUGUGUGCUGACGCAGAAAAUAAAUACUCAAUAGGCCAUUUGCAGAAUUACUGGAGUAUGUAAUAUCAUAAAAAUAUUACAUAUACUUACUAAUUCCACGUUUUAGUCAGAAACGUAAAAAUACAACCAUACGAUGGUAUAUCUAAAUAUUUUUGGCCAUUUUCAGGGAACAUAUCAAUAAAAUAUACACAGUAAAAUACAGGCGACAAAUUUCGAUCACAUCAACAUUACUUUUUGUGAUGCCAAUUUCUUGAUUACGAAAGUGAAAACAUUUACCUCGAAUACUUUGCCGUGGCACAGGCAUGUUUUAAUAUAGCUACUUCAAUGAUUAAAGUGAAACGAUUAAGGUUACAGAACACCUUUGAGUGUUAAUUUUGCGUAAAAUUGUUUUACUGGUUUCUAUGAAAGCAUUAGACUAGUCCUACUAUCUGACAAAGUUUGAGCGAAAAGAGUUGAAAACUCGCAGAGUUGUUUGAUAAAAUACAUUUUGCGGCAAUAAGAAAAACAUUGAAAAUGUAAUAUUCAAAUUCAAUUUUCUCCUGAAACAUUUUACGGCAAUUACUGAUUUUCAAACGAGUUAUUCUCCUGCGGGUUUUAACGAAUUUUUUUCAAAUUUUCAGAAAUAUAUUGCAGUCGUCAAAGAAAUCGCCAUAUCAGCGGAAUGACGAAAUAAACAAAAAUUUCCGAACACUAUUUUUUAGAACAACUAUUUUACUGUAUAAAAAUGAUAUUUUCAUAAAUAUAUCCUAAAACCAGCAGGAACACAACUCAAAAGCGUAAAGGUACCGCGAUUUAAGAUUUUCCUGAAUAAUUCUUACAUUAUUUUAUUCUUUGUCAAUUUUACAACUUUACCAUAUUUUGCAUGCACUGGCAAACAUUUGGUGAAAAUUUGAUGAAAAUCGGACUGAUUUUAAGCGCGCAGUAGCGAUUUUCCGCAAAACGCCAAAAAGGGUGUCCUGUAACCUUAAUUAAACAAAGUUAAAAUUUGACAAGUUCUUAGGAUCUACACUUUAUAAGAAAGUUUUUCUGUAAAAGUGAAACAGUUUUAAUGGAAGUUCCGAAAGAAACCUUGUAGUAACUGUAAUGACGGGUAAAGCUGGAUGAGUCGUACAGUCAUAGUUUACAAAUACACUAAUACACACUGGGGAAAAAAUGUAAAAUCCGUACUAUGAAAUUUACAAUUGCACCACGAAAUCCAUAGUAUAUUCAUGCUAUUUCUAUACUAUAGAUCCAUACUAUAGAAAUAUACAAUUAUUGUGGAUCAUCAAAAUCCAUUCUAUUUCCAAUAAAGGUCCAUAUAAUUUCCAUUCUGUGACCUUAUGUGGAUUUUCAAUUUUUUUUCCGGUGACAUAUGCACAGUACAGCGAAGGUAGUUAUUAAGGUUACAGAACACCUUUGAGGGUUAAUUUUGCCUAAACAUUUUUUAUUGGUUUCCAUGAAAGCGUUAGACUAGUUCUACUAUCUGACCAAGUUUGAACGAAAAAUGUUGAAAACUCGCAGAGUUAUUUAAUAAAAUACAUUUCGCUGCAAUAAGAAAAACAUUGAAAAUGUAAUAUUCAAAUUCAAUUUUCUCCCGAAGAAUUUUACGGUAAUUACUGAUUUUCAAACGAGUUGUGCUCCUGCGGGUUUUGACCAAUUUUUCUCAUAUUUUCACAGCACAUCGCUAAAGACGUCAGUUUCAAAAUUGUGUUCGGCUUUGUUCUAAUUUUGGAUAUUUUAAUAAUAAAGAGCAAUUCAUUCAAACAAUUCAGAAAUAUAUUGCAGUCGUCAAAGAAAUCGCCAUAUCAGCGGAAUGACGAAAUAAACAAAAAAUUCCGAACACAAUUUUUUAGAACAACUAUUUUACUGUAUAAAAAUGAUAUUUUCAUAAAUAUAACUUAAAACCAGCAGGAGCACAACUCAAAAGCGUAACGGUACCGCGAUUUAAGAUUUUCCUGAAUAAUUCUUAUAUUACUUUAUUGUUUGUUAAUUUUACAACUUUACCAUAUUUUGCAUACACUGGCGAACAUUUGGUGAAAAUUUGAUUCAAAUCGGACUGAUAUUGAGCGCGCAGUAACGAUUUUCCGCAAAACGCCAAAAAGGGUGUCCUGUAACCUUAAAUUAAUGCAUAUUAUGUUAAUGCAUAUAUUUUUGUGUUUAGAUACUAUGAAUAUAUCUUUCGUGAACAUUGACAACGUCACUUCGAUACCUGAUUAUGUUGAUUAUGGUGGUCACUUAAAAUCCGUAGAUUUGAGCAAUCAGUUCGAUACAGUGGAAACUGACCUCAUCGCCAGCAACAAUGAUGACGUAGGUGAUAGUGACGUAGAUUUUGAUGACACUACAGAUCAUAACAUUAGCUCUGAAUCUCGAAAACGAAAGAUUAAAUCCAGGACGGUAUCCGAUGAAGAGGCUUGCAUGAGCUCAGGUGAUGAAUUGAUGACAACACAUGUGUUUUCGCCUGGUGUAAGCUGGCAAAAUGAACACGAAGUAGAUGACUCACAACGCGAAGAAACACUUGCAACUGUAAUAUCACGAAUUAAGAGUGAAGUGAACGAUUUUCAAGACGUAGGAACACUUGUAGCUGUUAAACCUGAAGUGGAGGAUUCACAAUACGAAGAAACAAUUGCAAAUGCCAGAUCACGAGCUAAACACGAAGUGGAGGAUGUACCGAACGAAAAAAUACUUUCAACUGUGAGAUCAGGAGUUAAAUAUGAAGUGAUGGAUUUUCAAGAUGAAGAAACACUGGUAACUGCUAGAUCACGAGUUAAACAUGUAGUGGAGGAUGUACCGAACGAAGAAACAUUUUCAUUUGGAAGAUCACGAGUUAAACAUGAGGUGAUGGAUUUUCAAGAUGAAGAAACACUGGUAACUGUUAGAUCACGAGUUAAACAUGAAGUGGAGGAUGUUCCAGACGAAGAAACAUUUUCAUUUGGAAGAUCACGAGUUAAACAUGAGGUGAUGGAUUUUCAAGACGAAGAAACACUUUUAGCUGCUAGAUCACGAGUUAAACAUGAAAUGGAGGAUGUACCAGACGAAGAAACAUUUUCAUUUGGAGGAUCACGAGUUAAACAUGAGGUGAUGGAUUUUCAAGAAGAAGAAACACUUUUAGCUACUAGAUCACGAGUUAAACAUGAAGUGGAGGAUGUACCAAAGGAAGAAACAUUUUCAAUUGGAAGAUCACGAGUUGAACAUGAGGUGAUGGAUUUCCAAGACAAAGAGACACUUACAAAUGUGAGAUCACGAGUUAAACAUGAAGUGGAGGAUGUACCAAAGGAAGAAACACUGUCGACUGGAAGAUCAGGAGAUGAACGGGACCAAUUGCAAGACAAAGAAACGAUUGCAACUGGGAGAUCACAAGUUAAGCACGAAGUGGAGGAUUUGAAAUAUAAAGAAACACUUGCAAUCAUCAGCCCGGGACUUAAACAUGAGUUGUUGAAUUGUCAAAAUGAAGAGACAAUUGCCACUGUGAGAUCACGAGUUAACCCGAACGAAGUGAAGAAUUUACAACACGAAGAAACACUUGCAAAUGCGAAAUCACGAGCUGCAACUGAGUUGAAGGAUGCAACAAACAAAGAAACGCUUACAACUGUGAAAUCACUUGACAAACACGAAGCGAAGGAUUUACAACACGAAGAAACACGUGUUGGAAGUGAAUUGAAGAAUUCGCCAAACGAAGAAACACUUGCGACUGUGAAAUCACGGGAUAAACACGGAGUAAAAGAUAUACUACCCAAAGAAUCGAUGGCAAAGAAACGAAAAAUAAACGGUGGAGAGAUGGCAACAAGUGGUUUCUCUGUCGGUACUUUGCUGUCAAAUAUCAAAACAUCGCGAAACACUGACAAUGUUGACGUCAUGCCCAAAAGAAAAGUUGCGCAAGUUCCCCAAAUAAAAGCUUCUUUGAUUAAAACAGUCAAUGCACCUGUGCCUGUUAAGCAAAGUCCGGUAACAAACAAGAAACCAGUGGAGACAAAACCAAGCAAACCGCUGACGAUGGAAGAACUAUACCACGUGGUAAUUAUAGAUUGCUUAGAUUCAAUACAAACAACGAACGAUAAGGAGCUGUUUUUUAUGGGGCGAGCCAGUCCGGGUACCCGAGAUGGCUCGGUCUUUGCGAGACCCUGCCUUUGUUAUCACUUCCUGUUAAAUUUCAUCUUGCGUUUAUAUGGGAACCAAGCUAGCCCGCCUAUAAGCGAGAUCCUGCCUCGGCCGGGAUCUCAAGACCUCCAUAAAAACAGCCCCUAAAGGACAUCGGCAAUAUAUUUUAAGGUGAUUUAGUUCGAAUUCCGUAGUAGAAUUUAUUUUACACUUUUUUAACAUAUGUCUUAGUUUUCACAAUAUUUCAGUUUGUUUGAUAUGUAAAUGAACUGAAUCUAUAAGGACAUAUGCAUAUGCAUGGCACAAUUUUGAAAUGCUGAACAUUUCGGACAGCAUUGUAUAAUAACUAUUUAAAGCUUCAACAAAUUUUCAGAUUGGAAAACCGAAUAUGCAAUUGUAAGAAUUUGAAAGAAAACAGACAGUAAAGGCUAUGAUUUCACGUUCUUUUUUUUACAUAUCAAGCAAACUGGAACAUUUUGAAAACGAAGACAGAUUUUGAAAUAGUGAAUAAUGAUGAUAUAUUGUAUUAUUAACUAGAUCAACUCAAAAUUCAUUGCCAAUGUGCUCAGGAGUAAAAAUAAAACUAUGCUACAAUUCGCUUUAGCACAUUUUUUCCCAUUCAGUAUAAAAAAAUUCGGCAAUUUUGAAAUGACCACUAAACUGAAUAUUGCACAACUGUUGCAAAAAUGUAUGUGAAUAUGGGUGAUUUUUUGAACACUAUAUUCUUUCUUGAAAUAAAACUCCCGAGUGCGAAAGGCCUGUUUAAUAACAUUAAAAAUAAUUUGUGCAUAAAACUUUUUCUAGAUUUUAAAAUGGGAUCCUACCAUGUUGAUGAAAAAUUUUACUCCAGACAUACGAAACUGUGGCCAAGUGAGGCUGAUUUAUGAAACCAUGGAUGAUUAUUACAACGUAUUUAAACCACUUCUAUUCUUGGAGUGCUGGGCUCAGGUAAUGCUAAGAGAGGACUAAAGACCAACCUCGUUUCCAGGGUCAUCCCUCUUGGAAAAAGCCAGUAUACGGGGUUGCAAUGCUGUGGCACAGAAUAGGAGCCUUCUUGGUUUUUGCAAUGCUGUUGCCAUGUUCCUGGCCAGUGCGCUCACGAGAGGAUUUCCAAGGUGUUUCGAUCAACAAAUUCCUUAAGUUUUCUUAUAGCUCCAAUACCUGACGAUAUCUUACUAGUACUAGUAAUGAAUUCAAUAUGUUUCCUCCAAUUUAAGUUCUCGUCUGAACUCCAAGCACUUAGACAGGUUUCACUCUUUUGAUCGACUGGCUAUCGAUCUUAAUUCCAGGUUGGGCAUACGUAUCAUUCAUCUUAUGCCGUGAUCCGAUCAGAACGUACUCUGUUUUCGUAAUAUUUAAACAAAGUAUAUUUGCAGACAUCCACUUUCCUGAGGAAAUACCACAAGCUAUUUUUUUCUGAUAUGAAAGCAUUACUUCUAACUGAUAUUUUUGUGUUCUAUGUGUCAGAUAGCAACGUCACAUCCAUAAGCGCUUCUUUUCCAAAUUCAUACAUUUGAAACUUGCGCAAAAGUAUUACACCAGGUAAAACAAAUAAAAAAUUCUCUUGUAGGCUCUCCGAGAGUGGCAAAAUAAAUCGAGGCAUAAUUUCACUUGUGUGGUCAAAACCAUCAAAGAAUUUGUCAAUAAUUUCUUGCUCGUCAUAUGUCAUCAACGCGUCUGUACCAAAAGUAAUUGCGAUGAAAAACGUUUAAGAGAAAGUGACUUGAUCAUAGUGAAGAUGAAAGAUGAGAAACUGAGACCACUGUUUGCUAUAGUGGAUAGUGUUAAACAGGAGCGCAGUUGUCGGAAGCCUGGUGACGAGGGAAAUAGUGGUAAGUUUCGGUAAUCGUUCCAUGUUUCGCGCACCAAUAUAGUAAACGUCAUGUAAUGCAUGGAUACUAUCGUGUACUGCAAAGACAACUGGAUACCUACAUAUAUAUAUAUAUAGAAUUUCGCUUACCUCAAAAUUCCGCAACAGUCUGUUUCAUCAGUAAAGAAUCAUGAUGAUUCUUUACUGAUGAUGAUUCUUUACUGAUGAUUCUUUGCUGAUGAAACAGACUGUUGCGGAAUUUUGAGGUAAGCGAAAUUCUACAUUUGCUCUAUCUUUAUGAUAGUAUUCUACAUUUGCUCUCUCUCUCUCUCUCUCUCUCUAUAUAUAUAUAUAUAUAUAUAUAUAUAUAUAUAUAUAUAUAUAUAUAUAUAUAUAUAUAUAUAUAUAUAUAUAUAUAUAUAUAUAUAUAUAUAUAUAUAUAUAUAUAUAUAUAUAAUAUAAUAUAAUAUAAUAUAAUAUAUAUAUAUAUAUAUACCCUAACCCCUAACCCUAACCUAUAUUGGUGCGCGAAACAUGGAACGAUAACCCAAGUUUCAAUCUCGAACUCUGAGCCUGCAAUCCUCUGUGGAGGCUUGCUGAGGCUCUUGGAAGCACCAGCGAAAAUCGGACUCUGAUUGGCUGUUUUUUAAUUGUUCGUACCCAUUUCUUUGACACUGAUUCCGUGCUAAUAAUUAUUCAAACUGUAACACUAUUUAGUGAUCAAACAUAGUUUAAUGAAUAAAAAGUUUUAUUUCUGUUUGUAUAUUGUGCUUAAACAUAUUAUAUCAAUAAAACACACAAUAUAACUUUAAUAAACUUAUUCAGUUAUUUCCUUCGCUUCUCAUAUGAAUCAAUGGACUAUUCUGAUAUUAUGCCAAUAACAGAACUGUAUAAUACGAACAGUGCGGCAUUACCAUAUAAAGUCAUGAAAAACCGUUGCUUGUAAUAUCAAAAUCAGCAUUACUCUCGAAGCUAGCAACACAACAAUCCAUGAUUUACCAUAUGCAAACCCCUGGCAAGUGCUCUUUGAAGAAUUAAAGUCGUAUCAAAACCCUGGCAAGUGUUCUUUGAAGAAUUAAAGUCUUAGUAAAUUGAACAAUGGCACAAUUCAUGUUUGGCGGCAGCAAUUUUCAUUUAUAAAUGUCGAGCGGGGUACUGGAUUCAAAUGUACUGAUUUUCGUGCAAAAUUCACUGGUGUUUCCCAGAGCCUCAGCAAGCCUUCACAGAUGAAUGCAGGCAGAGUCUCUUAGAGAAAAUCAGGGGCCUGGGCAAAUUUUUAUUUCGGGGCCCCUAUUUUUCUCUAAAAAUGUUGGCUAAAAUUUUUUUCUCAUACCAUUAUUUAUAAAAAACAUUUUUUAAUUACACCUUUUGUGCCCCCCUCCCUUUUGCAAAUUUUGGGGGCCCCUUUAAGGCUCGGGGCAAAUUACCCCCACCCCCUCUCUCUGAGAGGCCCUGAUUGCAGACAAAGGCCUGUUCAUAUGAGCCAGGUGGGACAUAGCUUUUACGUCCCACCUUACGCAAGGUUAGGUCUCACCUAGCCAGGCUGGUAGUUUCUCAUAUGAACCCGAAUUUACCAUGUUGUAAUUUUGCGAUCUAAAUUGUGUUAUUCCUAUAUAGAUAUGCAAUACUUCGAUCUGAGCAUUACUCUCCGACUGAUACCGAAAGAACGCGGGCUGCUUGUUCACGAGACCAUACGUUGUGAUGUCGUCACGUCAUUAGUUACAACAUUACGUCAGUGGCGAGGGAUGAUGUUUUUCCCGCGUAGUCUCUUGGCCCGAGAUAUGUUGCAGCCUAGGAUCGACAAAUGUUGCAACAAUAAAUUUCAUACUGGAAAGACUGCUGGCGAACAGGU
Molecule: messenger RNA, 26067 nt
Organism: Paramuricea clavata
Lineage: Eukaryota; Metazoa; Cnidaria; Anthozoa; Malacalcyonacea; Plexauridae
Source: the annotation of a GenBank genome assembly